Messenger RNA from Theileria equi strain WA, 1387 nucleotides. RefSeq names its product tubulin gamma chain, putative. Gene Ontology annotation, cellular component: microtubule; centrosome; cytoplasm. Bases 101 to 1387 code for a protein of 428 amino acids. The transcript is spliced from 4 exons. Gene Ontology annotation, molecular function: structural constituent of cytoskeleton; GTP binding. NCBI's taxonomy places the organism in Eukaryota, Apicomplexa, Aconoidasida, Piroplasmida, Theileriidae. Gene Ontology annotation, biological process: mitotic spindle organization; cytoplasmic microtubule organization; mitotic cell cycle. The record is from RefSeq and is a predicted model, not a curated record.
CAUUUUGCCUCUGAGAUGACGAGAUUGUGGUACAGUCUGAUUAGAUUCUGCCAAUAAUGGCACAUCGUUGAUAAAUAAAGUCUAAAACAGCCUAUCGACAAUGCCGAGGGAAAUUAUCACUUUGCAAGUUGGACAAUGCGGAAACCAAGUCGGCAUGGAGUUCUGGAAGAACCUGUGCGCAGAACACGGCAUAAAUAAGGAGGGCAUUUUUAUGGAUGCAGUAAAUGCACAUAAUGAUCGUAAGGACGUCUUUUUCUACCAGGCAGAUGACGAGCAUUACAUUCCCAGGGCUCUCCUGUUCGAUUUGGAGCCGAGGGUUGUCCAUGGAAUAAUGGCAUCGGAUUACAAAAAUUUGUUCAAUCCGGAAAAUGUAUUUGUUUCAAAAGAUGGCGGCGGAGCCGGAAACAAUUGGGGUUGCGGGUAUUCAUCUGCACUUAAAGUCCAAGAGGAUGUAAUGGAUAUGAUUGAUAGAGAGGCUGAUGGAUCUGAUAGUUUGGAAGGAUUCUUCAUGUGCCACUCCAUUGCUGGAGGAACGGGUAGUGGCAUGGGUAGCUACUUUCUGGAGGUGUUGAAUGACAGAUAUCCAAAAAAACUCAUUCAAACAUAUUCUGUAUUUCCUCAACUUACGGCCGAUUCUAGCGAUGUAGUUGUGCAGCCUUAUAACUGCAUACUUACUUUGAAAAGACUCGCUUUAAAUGCUGACUCUGUCGUGGUUUUGGAUAACACAGCUCUCCAUCGUAUUGUUGAAGAUAAACUCAAGCUCAAGGAUCCAACCAUGGAAGAAACAAAUUCUUUGGUUUCCACUGUCAUUUCCGCAAGCACAUCAACAAUGAGAUAUCCUGGACCAAUUAAUAACAAUUUGAUUGGUCUUGUAUCAUCAAUGAUCGUAAUACCGAGGUGCCAUUUCCUCGUCACUUCAUACACUCCUCUCUCCACACACAGACAAGUAUCUGCAAUACAGAGAACAACCGUUGUAGAUAUAAUGAGGAGGCUUUUUCAGACUCAAAAUAUUAUGAUGUCUGCGUCGAUGAAAAAUGGAAAGUAUAUUUCAGCCCUCAAUGUAAUUAGGGGACAAGUUGACCCUGGAGAGAUUUUCAAGGGUCUAGAAAAGCUAAGGGAACGAAAACUUGUCGAAUUUAUAAAGUGGAACCCUGCGACGAUACAAGUCACGAUAUCAAAACAGUCGCCAUAUGUACGAAACAAACAUAAAUUGUCUGGUCUAUUGAUGGGAAAUAACACCUCAAUUGCAAAGUUAUUUGAAACUUGCAUGGACCAAUAUGACAAGCUGUUCAAGAGGAGAGCAUUUUUAGAGAAUUACAAGAAGGAAGAAAUGUUUUCAAGUCCAGAUGGACAAGGAAAUUUUGAAGAAAUGGAACACUCCAGGUAA